AUGCGCGGUCAACGCCUUGUGCUUGGUGGGCUUGAUGCGACGCUGUUGCUUGACGCCUACCGCCGUGGCCGCGCCUCCGGCGACGCCCCCCGUGUCGUGGGAGGGGUGGGGGGCGUCAAGCCAACUCUGCUUGUCAGCGCGUGUCUGCUCGGGCAGUGUGUGACGUAUCGUGGGGGGAGCUGCGCCACGCCGCAGCAUCGUCGCACGCCCAUCGGUUUUAUUGUGGACUGUCUGUGGCGUGAGUACCGCCUUGUGGAGUGUCUUCCCAUCUGCCCAGAGGUGGACCUGCUCGCAAUGCCGUCACCGCGGCCGCCGCUGCGAUUGGUGAAGGAGUCCCGUGACGAACCUCGCCGACUCGUGACGGCGCCGCCAGCCGUGUCGAGGCACGUGCCGCCCGCACCCGGCACGUGGCGUGACGAGGGAAAUGAAGCGAAGAGGCGCCUGGCGCAACGCCAUCCACGUCUGGCGGAGGAGUUGCUGGUACGGCGGUUGGCGGGCAUAGACGGGUGUGUCUUCAAGUCGCGGUCGCCCAGCUGCGGAGUGCGGGACGCGCGCCUCUACUUUGCGGAGCGCGGCGGAGACUACGAGGAGGUGGACGGCUUCUUCGUUGGCGGGUGGGUGCGCCCCGCUGCCGCCGCCGCCGCCGCGCCGCCUCUGCCGCUGACGACGGAGCGUCAGUUGUGCUUUGGCGAGGCCACCUCCUCGUCUUGUGGGGCGUGGUCGGGCCGCAAGGAGGCAGUGCUGUCGUUUGUUGCGGAUGUUUUGGCCCGUUUUGAGGCCCGGCAUCGUGCAGCGGCGUCUUUCCCUUUUCUUUGA
Molecule: messenger RNA, 816 nt
Organism: Trypanosoma conorhini
Lineage: Eukaryota; Euglenozoa; Kinetoplastea; Trypanosomatida; Trypanosomatidae
Exons: 1
Coding region: 1-816 (271 amino acids)
Source: RefSeq, a predicted model, not a curated record